AUGUGGGACCCCGGUCUUCUGGUGUGGGCUUUUGCGAUCCACGCGGCAGCGAUUCAGGAGCAUCAUGCUGCGGUCGACGUAGGCAGUCAGGUUCGCCCAGAAGUCCAAGGGAGCAGGCGCGCUGGCAUUGCCGUGCUGGCCGACGACCAUUUUCGAGAGAGAUAUGCCAACCAGAUCCAGAGCGUUCGCUGCUACGCGAGGGCACAAGGCUACGACCUUUGGCUUCUCAGCGGUGGUGAGUUCACCGCAUGUGCCGAGCUUUGGAAAGCCCCGAAUGGCUACUUCUUCCUGAAGCACUGCGCGGCUGCCAGCCUGCUGCAGGCGCAGGAGCCAGGGUAUAGCCUGGCCGUGCUCGACUCUGACGUCGUGGCCGCCGCAUUAGAUCGAAGCCUUGACCGGUGGAUGCAGAGCCGAGCGGACCUGCAGUUCUACGAGCGCAUCACCGGCGAGGAGGUCAUGGCCGGCAACUACAUCGCCAAGAACCGGCCCUGGGUGCGGGCAUUCCUUCAGCAAUGGGCCUCCAUGAAGGACCGCCAGCCUCCUGGCUUCAGCUCUGCAGACAACGGUGCGUUGCACGUGGUCCUGGUGGAGACCUUGGAGCUCUCCGGUGCCGGCCGAGUCCGAGAGCUUUAUGGCGGGCUGGAGGCCAAG
Messenger RNA from Symbiodinium sp. CCMP2456, 651 nucleotides. The record is from the annotation of a GenBank genome assembly. NCBI's taxonomy places the organism in Eukaryota, Dinophyceae, Suessiales, Symbiodiniaceae.